This is a messenger RNA of Aspergillus pseudotamarii, 1477 nucleotides long. RefSeq names its product NMT1/THI5 family protein. The transcript has 5 exons. The record is from RefSeq and is a predicted model, not a curated record. The coding region runs from base 158 to 1186 and encodes 342 amino acids. Lineage: Eukaryota; Fungi; Ascomycota; Eurotiomycetes; Eurotiales; Aspergillaceae. Gene Ontology annotation, biological process: thiamine biosynthetic process.
AUCUCAAUUCCACCGAUUCCUCACUUGCUAUCGCCGCAACUCGCUCGGUACGGCUCACCAUGAGGCCGCGCAGCCAGAAUGACCUUCUGAGUCGUUUCGCUAUGGGUUAAUUUUAACCUACACGGGUCAAGAGCUCUUGACCUAAAUUUGUGCCAAGAUGUCUACUGACAAGAUUACCUUCCUCACCAACUGGCACGCGACGCCGUACCACGCCCCCUUGUACCUCGCUCAGAGCAAGGGUUACUUCAAGGAAGAAGGCCUGAAGGUUGCUCUGCUGGAGCCCAAUGACCCCUCCGAUGUCACUGAGAUCAUUGGUAGCGGCAAGGUCGACAUGGGCUUCAAGGCCAUGAUCCAUACUCUGGCCGCCAAGGCUCGUAACUUUCCUGUCACCUCGAUUGGCUCUCUUCUUGAUGAGCCUUUCACCGGUGUUGUGUACCUCAAGGAUAGCGGAAUCACCGAGGACUUCCGCUCUCUGAAGGGCAAGAAAAUCGGCUACGUUGGAGAGUUCGGAAAGAUUCAAAUCGACGAGCUCACCAAGUACUACGGCAUGACUGCGGACGACUACACUGCCGUCCGUUGUGGCAUGAACGUCACCAAGGCCAUCAUCCGUGGUGAUAUUGAUGCCGGUAUUGGUCUAGAGAAUGUGCAGAUGGUUGAACUGGCCGAGUGGCUGGCAUCCCAGAACCGUCCGCGUGACGACGUUCAGAUGCUCCGCAUCGACCAGCUCGCCGAGCUCGGCUGCUGCUGCUUCUGCUCCAUCCUCUACAUUGCCAACGAUGCCUUCCUGGCCGCCAACCCCGAGAAGGUUCAGAAGUUCAUGCGUGCUGUCAAGCGUGCAACCGAUUACGUCCUCGCAGAGCCUGCAGCGGCCUUUGAAGAAUACGUUGACAUGAAGCCCAUUAUGGGAACCCCUGUCAACCGUAAGAUCUUCGAGCGGUCUUUCGCCUACUUCAGCCGUGAUCUGAAGAACGUCAGUCGUGACUGGGCUAAGGUCACCAACUACGGAAAGCGUCUGGGUAUCCUUGACGCCGACUUCCAGCCUAACUACACCAACCAGUACCUCUCCUGGACGUUGGAUGCGGAUUCGACUGACCCUCUGGGCGACCAGAAGCGUAUGGCGGAACUGCAGAAGCAGGUUGCUUGCGAUGGUGGCUUCAAGCGUCUGCAGGUGGCCUCUAGCGCAUAAGCAGCUGUGACAACGUCUUUGAGGUCUGAUUGGUAGGCUUAUGCGUUAUUAGUCGUACGAUCCUAUGCAGAAUAAAUGGCUUAUCAAGUCUGGAAGUGUUGUCUCUUGAGUUUUACCUUAAAUGUCUGUAGCGUAAGCGUAGGGCGUACGUAAGCUGCCUACGUAGACCCGCGUAUCCAUCAGAUAUAGCCAAGUAACAGACAAACUAGCCAUGCCCCAACCUGCUAGUGCGUAGUGAAUGACGCUCUACGUGAUAAGAUACACAUCAAAGCCAAAGUCUAAUAUAUCCUG